This is a messenger RNA of Tripterygium wilfordii, 2852 nucleotides long. Its product is annotated as potassium channel KAT1-like. The transcript has 11 exons. Gene Ontology annotation, molecular function: protein binding; voltage-gated potassium channel activity. Gene Ontology annotation, cellular component: membrane. NCBI's taxonomy places the organism in Eukaryota, Viridiplantae, Streptophyta, Magnoliopsida, Celastrales, Celastraceae. The record is from RefSeq and is a predicted model, not a curated record. The coding region runs from base 38 to 2380 and encodes 780 amino acids. Gene Ontology annotation, biological process: potassium ion transport; transmembrane transport.
GCCUCUACUGUAGCCUUCCAGAAUUCAAACACCCAAGAUGUCGUUUUCCUGUACCAAAAACUUCUUCCAACGGUUCUGUAUUGAUGAAUUCCAAAUGGAAACUGUAACCCAUAGUAGCUUCCUGUCUGAAGAUCUCCUUCCAUCACUAGGAGCUAGAAUAAACCAAGAAACCAGGCUUCGAAGACGUAUCAUUUCACCUUUCAAUCCCCGUUACAGGGCUUGGGAGAUGUGGCUGAUUGUUCUAGUAAUCUACUCUGCGUGGAUCUGUCCAUUUGAGUUUGCCUUCCUGACUUACAAGAAAGAUGUACUCUUCAUUGUUGACAACAUUGUCAAUGGCUUUUUUGCUAUCGACAUCAUUCUCACUUUCUUCGUUGCAUACCUCGACAGCCACACUUAUCUUCUAGUUGACGAUCCAAAGAAAAUUGCAAUCAGGUACAUAUCUACCUGGUUCAUUUUCGAUGUCUGUUCGACCGCUCCAUUUCAGUCUAUGAGCUUUUUGUUCACAGAUAACAGCAGCGAACUUGGUUUCAGAUUGCUCAACAUGCUCAGACUAUGGCGUCUGAGACGAGUCAGUUCACUGUUUGCGAGACUUGAGAAGGACAUCAGAUUUAACUAUUUUUGGUUACGCUGCACAAAGCUCAUAUCUGUAACAUUGUUCGCGGUACACUGCGCCGGAUGUUUCAACUAUUUUAUUGCAGAUAGAUACCCUGAUCCAGCAAAAACCUGGAUUGGUGCAGUUAACCCAAAUUUCAAAAGAGAGAGUCUUUGGGACAGAUAUGUGACCGCACUAUACUGGUCUAUUACAACACUAACAACUACAGGAUAUGGUGAUUUGCAUGCAGAGAAUACCAGGGAGAUGCUCUUUGACAUCUUUUACAUGCUGUUCAAUUUAGGAUUGACGGCUUACCUCAUUGGCAACAUGACUAACCUUGUAGUUCACUGGACGAGCCGGACCAGAAAUUUUAGGGAUACAGUGAGAGCAGCUACAGAAUUUGCAACAAGAAACCAGUUGCCUCAGCGCAUCCAGGAUCAAAUGUUGUCACAUUUAUGUCUGAAGUUCAAAACAGAAGGAUUGAAACAGCAAGAUACAUUGACUGGUCUGCCUAAAGCAAUUCGCUCAAGCAUUGCACAUCAUCUUUUCUACCCUAUUGUUCAAAAAGUCUAUCUUUUCCAAGGAGUUUCUCAUGACUGCCUUUUCCAGUUGGUUUCAGAAAUGGAGGCCGAGUAUUUUCCCCCGAAGGAAGAUGUGAUUCUCCAGAAUGAAGCUCCGACAGACCUUUAUAUACUGGUUUCAGGAGCAGUGGAUCUGAUAGCCUAUAUUGAUGGAUGUGAAAAGGUUAUUAGAAAGGCAACUGCGGAAGACUUGUUUGGAGAGGUUGGAGUUCUAUAUCAGAAACCCCAGCCAUUCACCGCCAGAACUACUGAGAUCUCCCAAAUACUACGGCUGAACAGGAGUUCACUAACGAACACCAUACAGACAAAUAUGGAAGAUGGGCGUGUCAUAAUGAACAAUCUCUUCAUGAAACUGGAAGGGCUAGAAAGCAAAAGCUUUGAAAACCUAAACAGGAAUCCAGGAAUGAACCUUGGGGAAUGGUUUGAUGAAGGACUGAUGGGAGGAUGCUAUUAUUCAGCAAGAAGUCAAGACUAUUCACAUCAAGGAUCAUUCUCACAGGAAGUUGUCCGUGGACAGAAGGCUAAAGAAAAGUAUGCAGCAGGCAAAGGUCAAAACUUUACUGCAUCCCUGCUGGAUGUAAAUGAAACUGCUGCGGAUGGUCAGACAGCACUUCAUGCUGCCGUGCAAAAUGGUCAUAUUGAAAUGGUCAAGAUUCUGCUAGAUGGAGGGGCAAAUGUAAACAAAACCGAUGCUAGAGGAUGGACCCCAAAAGCUCUGGCUGAAAGUCAAGGUCACAAAAGCAUAUACGAGCUCUUACUAAUUUAUGAAAAUAGAAGGAUGAUGAAGGAACACAAAAUAGAUUUUGAGUUGGAAACGGAGGACAAAACGAAGAAUGGUCAAAGGAAACAAGGAAGAAAUGAUGGCCCCAACUCUUUUCACUCAAAUAAAGUAGCCACGAACUCUGGUGCAAGCAUUUCUUGUUGUCUUGGUGACAAAGAAAUCAAUGAGUCCAAGAAGAGAAUCACCAUCCACGCAAAGUAUGAAAAAAGAGGAGCAACAGCAUAUAAACAGGGAAAGCUAAUACUUCUACCUGAUUCAUUAGAAGAGCUGCUUAAAAUCGCCGGUGAAAAUUUUGGAGGCUACAAGUUUAGAAAAGUCGUCAAUUCUGAAAAUGCAGAAAUAGAUGAUAUUCACGUCAUUCGAGAUGGAGAUCAUUUGUUUCUCCUAGAAAAUGACACUGAAGAUAAUGAUUGCAAUGUGACAUAACAACCACUGAAAGUUUAUGAUAUGAUGACAUAUAGUGAUGCUCAUAACGGCUAGGCAAUGUAUGGCAAUCUCUAACAAAUAAUUGAAUUGAUUACAUCCGCCGACCAAUAUGGAGUUAUGGACCUCCAAACCAAUAUAGUUAAUGGAGCUUGAUGAUUCAAGAGUCCUAAAAAUAAAGCGACAAAAUGAAAGCAGAAUCAGGAUCAUCAGGGGAAAAUCAAUAAAAAUAAAUAAAUUUCUUUGCAGCCAAACACAGAUGAUCGAAGAAAACCUUCAACUAACUGCGUAACAUCAAAAUCUUUGUUGGUAGGUAAUAUCCUUCUCUUAUUAGCCUCUACGAAUACAUGACAAACGCCAAAUUUCUAAUACUUCAAGUUUGUGCUACGACUUUGGUUCACUAACAUUAUAAACAUCCUGAAACUACUCUCGAUUUGAAUGCUAAAACCCAUAGAUCUUAUGUAUUUAAUUGUGU